Peronospora matthiolae is the source of this 1212-nucleotide messenger RNA. NCBI's taxonomy places the organism in Eukaryota, Oomycota, Peronosporomycetes, Peronosporales, Peronosporaceae. The record is from the annotation of a GenBank genome assembly.
AUGACCCGCAUGGUCGAGAUCCAGCUGACAAACGAGCGGUACGGCUCCAUGAAGAAAGCCAGUGCGGCCAAACACAGGACGCACCGCAACGGGUCGCGGUCCGCCUCGCCCGUCAGCAGCGACGACGAGCAGUCGUCGGACACGCUCAAGCUCGCGCCGGAACCGCAUUCCAAGGCGUCGCCCUCCCCCGUGCCCCCCACCACGUCCACGUCCACCGCGAAAGAAUCGAGUGUCUACGAGACCGUUUUCGACCGCUACCACAAAGCCACGUGCACCAAGAUGUACGACGUCGAGGAGCUCAUUGACUACUACUGGCACCGACGUCUUGCCGCCGUGCCGGCCGUGAUCGUGAGCUACUUGCCCUUCGUGAUUACGCCCAAUCAGAUCACGAUCUUCGGCCUCUUUCUCGGCUGGGGCGCCGCGCUCUGUCUCUACGACUCGGAGUUCCACUACCCCCUGGCCUGGACGCCCUCGCACUCCCUGCUCUCUGCCGCGCUCCUCAUGUUCGCCUGGAUCGUGUCCGACUGCACCGACGGCCAAGUGGCUCGUCUCUGCAAACGCGGGACGCGCACAGGUCGCAUCCUGGACGGCGUCGUCGACGGCCUCGUCAUCGCUCCCAACUGCUGGAUCAUGGGCGACAUCAUGCAGCACCAUUACGGCGGCCACGUGCUCUACUUCCACCUCGGCUUCUGGUCCGGCAUGUCGCUCUGGCUCCAUGCCAUCGUCUACGACCGCAUCAAGAACGUGUACAUGGAAAACGCCCUCCCCCAGUCGGAAUGUGACGGCGAGACAGCAGCGAGUGUCGGGGCCGAGUACCGUGCUGCACGGGAACAGGCAGCCUGUGCUCUGGACACGAUGUUGCUGGGGAUUUACACCGUCUACCUCACUGUGCAAGCCAGUUUCACGUCGGAUGCCGCCUCGCAGGCAGAAACGGAUCGCCAAGAGCUCCUGGCGACUUGUACCAGUGAGUACCACGUUGCGUACCGUCAACGCUUUAGCGGCCUCGUGCGCGUCGCGUCGUUCUUGGGCAUCAGCUCCCAUAUUACGGUCCUCUACCUCGCCUACUUUAUGGCGGUCUUUCACUGGGACGUGAUCUUUUACGUGCAGUUUUACUCGCUCGUGCUCUUGAAUUUCGUCCUGGUGCUCGUCCUCAUCCAGUACCAGCGUUCGGGCAUGAGUGCGUUCUUGCCGACCAAGGAAGGGAGUAUAUGA